AUGAAUGGUGUUACAGAUGAUGCUAUCAGACUUCGCCUUUUCCCUUUCUCAUUACGGGAUAGGGCGAAGGAAUGGUUAAGGAACGAGCUAGCUACCUUUAGUCAAUCUGAUGAUGAGUCUUUAUAUGAGGCAUGGAGAAGAUUCAAGCGCUUACAGAGACAAUGCCCUCAUCAUGGUAUCCCAGAGUGGCUGUUGAUCCAAACAUUCUACAAUGGUCUGACCCAUGAGUUUUGCAUAUACAUUGAUGCUGCAUCCGGGGGUUCUCUCAUGACUAAGAACCCAACUGAAGCCAAGGAGCUAAUUGAGAAGAUGGCAGCCAAUGAUAAUUAUCACCCAGGGGGCAGAAAUACUGUGAAGACUAGAGGAAAAUUUGAUGUUGAUGGCCAUAUUGCUCCACAAUGUCAACCGCCCUCUGAUGAAAUAUCAAUCGAGCAAGCAAAUGCCUUCUAUACUACGGCAUCUAAAAGGUUGUAUGAUGCUCAAGCUCAAUUGUAUUCUCUGCCACCACCACCUAAUCUUCAAGAAAGGGCAUCUUUUAAUCACCAACCCAUGUAUCAACAACUACCACCGCAAACUUCAAAAUACAACCUCGAUUCCACUAUAGAGACUUUCACUACCUCCCUUCUUCGACAGCAAGAGCUUAUGACAAAGCAAUUUGAGCUACAAGGAAAGCAAAAUGAACACUUUGAAAGCUCAAUUCAAUUCCUUAUGGCUCAAAAUAAGAGGAUAGAAACCCACCUUUCUCAACUUUCACAACAAGUGAGUCAUUUAUCAACUCUUCAUGAUCAAGCAAAAGUCAAAAAGGAACAAUGCAAUGCAGUUUUCUUGAGAAGAGAUGAAUUAUUUCCGAGGAAAAUAGAUGAGAAAGUGUGCAGUGUGGAGCCAAAAAAAGAUGAACAGGGUGAGGAUGUAAAAAGUCCCAAACAUGUUGCUCCAUCGGCUUAUGAGGAACCGAUGCCCUUCCCGCAAAGGUUGUCAAAAGCCGUGCUCGAUAAACAUUUUGGGAAAUACUGCGAAGCUCUUAAGAAGGUACACACUUCUAUUCCUUUUUCCGGUCUUUUAAUUCAAAUGCCUCAAUUUGCAAAUUUUAUGAAGAAUAUUAAAGAUCAACAUGAGGAUAAGGAAGUAGUAAAUGAGAAAGGCUCUACUCUUUUAUGUGAUAGCAUACCACCUAAGCUGCAUGAUCCUGGUAGUUUCACUAUUCCCUGUAUGAUAAACGAAAAAAAUUUCGACAAGGUUUUGUGUGAUUUAGGUGCUAGUGCUAAUUUAUUGCCUUAUUCAUUAUAUGAAAAAUUGGGUAUUCGAAAACUUAAACCUUCCCCUAUUUCUCUUCAAAUGGCUGCUAGGACUUCUAGACUCCCUAUGGGUGUGGUUGAGGAUGUAUUAGUUAAGGUUGAUGAACCUGUUUUUCCUGUUGAUUUUGUUGUUAUGGACAUAAAAGAAGACCAUAAGAUCCCGAUUAUAUUCGAUCGUCCAUUCCUUGCCACAAGUCAAGCUCUAAUAGAUGUUCGUAAAGGACAAGUGACCACUAGGGCCCAGAAUAAACAAGUCAUGUUUAAGCUCUUUAAUGAACAUAAUUUCAUAUUUGAUGGUGGUACUUGUUUAAGAAUUGAUACUACUAACACUUUGGUUGAUAAGUGUGUAUUUGGUAGAAAUUUUGUGAUAAACAAGGACAGAAUUCCACCAAAUGAUGUGUUUAGCUACAUGAAGGUAAGUUCGGAUACAAAGCAUGUCAAAUAUAAAGUGAAGGAGUCACUUGGAGGCAGAUAUUUUCAUGGGCAACAUCGUGGAGUUCCUUCUUCGUGUGGUGACCCAGGUUGA
Chenopodium quinoa (quinoa) is the source of this 1821-nucleotide messenger RNA. RefSeq lists its product as uncharacterized. The transcript has 3 exons. Bases 1 to 1821 code for a protein of 606 amino acids. Lineage: Eukaryota; Viridiplantae; Streptophyta; Magnoliopsida; Caryophyllales; Amaranthaceae. The record is from RefSeq and is a predicted model, not a curated record.